AAUACCUAUUCAACACGUUAACAGCCAAUUUAGAGUGGUAUUUCGUAAUCACGAGCGGAACUGAAAUGUAUGUCAUACGAUUAUUCUUAAUUGAAACCAACAACCUACUAAAACCAGAAAUCCCUUGCAAUGAUUGUUGAUCUACCUGAGGGACCUAUUACGCAAUUAGGAAAAGUGAUGUGGGCUGUUGGUUUCUUUUUCUCUUGCGGGCGCGUAACCCUGAUUGGAAUGUCUACAACGGCGCGUAGGAUGAAAAUCAAGGAUCGAGUAGUGACUAACAUAAAUAGUGUCCUUCCUGUUGGGCUAAUCAUCUGGGUCUUCACAAUUUCGACUAAGCCACGAUUUAUGCUACGAAAUUACGUGGAAUAUCCAGACACAACUAUACUUAUUUUGUAUUCUGGCCCUUCUAGUCCUUCCUAGUGUGAUCGUUUUGUUAAUUUUCCAUUUCCAAGAACAGAUAUCCUUUAUUCCAGUUCUUCUUAGACUUUCUUAAUCCAACCUGUCUAUCUGGAAUGAGGGCUUGCUUUUGUUUCGCUUUAGCGCUGAAGGGAGCAACGAAGCUCCCUAAAGUCCCUUAGCUUACUCGUUGUAGGCAAUUCCAUUCAUUUUAUCUACCUAUACAGAACAACUACCUAGGUAGCUUUAUACCAUGUUAUCCCGACCGAUAUCUCGAAAUUUUACGAUAAUCUGGGUUUUCAUUUUGGCCUUAUUAUAUCUUUUAUUUUGCAGGUCAAGUUCCAUAAGUGGAAAUUAUUUUCAGGGGAAUUUUCAACCAUCAUGCGAUUCUCUUUCAGGGCUCGAGGAUCUUUUUGUGAUCCUUAGAACUGGGGCCACCGAAGCCCCUAAAAAACUCCCUGUUCAUUUUGCGACCACUUUGCGCUGCGUUCCCCACUAUGUCAUCUAUUCGGAUUAUGAAGAAGACAUUGAAGGUCACCACGUUUAUAAUUCCUUAGAUGAAGUUAAUCCCGAUAUAAUAGCUUCUCAUCCCGAUUUCGAAUAUUACCGCCGCCUGCAAGCGGGAGGUCGAGAAGCUUUUACAGCCGAGGAGAUUGCGCAAUGGGCAGCUGUUAAGAACACUAAUAGUGGACGAGAUAGCCCUGGUUGGAAAUUGGACAAAUGGAAGUUUCUUCCAGUAGCGGAGAAAGCUUUUGCACAGCGACCAGAUGCGAAAUGGUACAUCUUCAUUGAGUCGGACACUUAUAUGCUCUGGCAGACACUAUUAGAAUGGCUCUCGAAAUUCGAUUCUUCUAAGCCGCACUAUUUGGGCAUGCAGAUGCAGAUUGGCGACGUCGUCUUCGCUUAUGGUGGAGGAGGAUUCGCCAUCUCUAAUCCUGCAAUGCAGAAGGUAGUAGCACAACGACAAGCGAACCUGAAACUUUACGACGAUUUUACUGCUGUGCAUUGGGCAGGCGACUGUGUUUUGGGAAAAGCAUUGGCGGAUGCUGGCAUGGGGUUACUUUGGUCCUUCCCGACUCUGGCUGGCGACCAGCCUGGUGAUAUCGAUUUCAAUUCUACGUUUGGUGGACAGGAUAAGAAGCCAUGGUGCUACUACGCUACGAGUUAUCAUCAUAUGCAACCUGCGGAAUACACGAGAUUCAUGAAAUUUGAAGAAGCUUGGAACCAGAAGAACACCUUUCGGCUACGCCACCGAGAUGUAUUCCGGCACUACAUUUUACCACAGCUCUCACCGGAGCGCGUUGACUGGGACAACUUGUCAGAAAAUGAUCAAGGUCCUAUUGCUUCUUUCGAAGAAUGCCGCAAAGCAUGCGAGAAUCAGCGGGAUUGUGUGCAGUUCUCCUUAUCGGGAAACUCUUGCAAGACUUCCGCGACCCCUAAACUGGGGAAUCAUGUUUCCGAAAAUUCAGAGGAGAGUGUAAGAUGUGGAUGGAUUCUUGAGCGAGUAGAAGACUACGCCCAAAGCAUGGAUGAAUAUUGUAGCCACCAAACCUGGAUAUUACCCUGAAAAUAGGAACUUAGGGCUAAGCCCCACCAUCUUACCCAGUCGCCGCUUCGACCAAUAUGCCAUCAUGUCGAGGUAUAGACUAUUUAGGAAUCUAGGCAGGUCAGUCGGACAUAUAAUCUCGUCGUCUCUGGGCGAUAACGGGGUAUCGAUCAGAGUCACAUCCAGUCAUCGCAUCAUCAUAUGGGAAAUCCUGCCUAGAGUGUGUGUUAGAUAUUCACGGCCAACAGCAUUUAGACGGUGGCAUUUUAUGAUAGAGGGGUGACUAGAUAGUUUCUAGUUGUGUUGAAUUUUAAAAUUUAUAAUCCUAAAAUAACACCCUUCAACGUCUCAACCUUCAUCCCCUAUUUUCUACAUUACAUAAUCUCCU
This is a messenger RNA of Hypoxylon trugodes, 2330 nucleotides long. RefSeq names its product glycosyltransferase family 31 protein. Gene Ontology annotation, cellular component: membrane. Gene Ontology annotation, molecular function: glycosyltransferase activity. The record is from RefSeq and is a predicted model, not a curated record. The transcript is spliced from 2 exons. NCBI's taxonomy places the organism in Eukaryota, Fungi, Ascomycota, Sordariomycetes, Xylariales, Hypoxylaceae. The coding region runs from base 650 to 1963 and encodes 437 amino acids.